Messenger RNA from Rotaria sp. Silwood1, 765 nucleotides. NCBI's taxonomy places the organism in Eukaryota, Metazoa, Rotifera, Eurotatoria, Philodinida, Philodinidae. The record is from the annotation of a GenBank genome assembly.
AUGGAUAAAACAAUUCAUGAACAAUGGACAUGCAAAUUUGCAAAAGUAAAAGCUGUUGUUGUUCAACUUGAUGAACUUAUUUCUCGAAUUAAAAUUGAUCAUAAAAUUCAGAAAACGACGGAAGAACCGUUAUCAAUCAAUAUUUUUACGACACGUGCUGACGCAGGUGAACCCAAAGUGGAAGCUCCGAAAUCAGCAAACUAUCAAUCAUGUGUCUUCGGUCAAGAUACUCAGAUCUCAUGGAAGUUCAGUGGCAUCGAGAAAUCGCAAGUGUCAUGGUUCUUCAAGGGUCAACCCCUUCCAACCAACAGUCGCUUUCAAGUGACUGAAACUGAUGAUGGAACAUCGACACUAUCGAUUCAUCAAGCCGAACUCGUCGAUCAAGGUGACUAUAUUGCUCGUGCCACCAAUGCUGAUGGCGAAGCUGAAGCCAGAACAAUAUUGAAUAUUGUUUGCAUCAAGCCUAUCAUCAACACAAAUCUCGAUGCUGCAAUGCAAGUCACAAAAGAUGAAACCAUGACACUCAAAAUCGCCGCCAGUGGAACACCAAAACCUGGCAUUGUCUGGAUGAGAGGUAACGAUCAACUCACACCGAAUGAUCGCAUUCAGAUGACAACACCGACUCACAAUGCUGACAUAUACACAUUGACAAUCUUAAACGUACAACCAGAAGAUCAAGGAGAAUAUUCAGCCAUGAUUUCCAAUGUUGGUGGAUCACUCCAAUCAAUUAAGUGCAAAGUCACUGUUUCGAGUACGUCAUCUUGA